Molecule: messenger RNA, 1324 nt
Organism: Drosophila erecta
Lineage: Eukaryota; Metazoa; Arthropoda; Insecta; Diptera; Drosophilidae
Product: putative protein TPRXL
Exons: 1
Coding region: 158-1096 (312 amino acids)
Source: RefSeq, a predicted model, not a curated record
CUUCGUCGAGACAUCAACUGUUCGCAUUAUCCUGAAACAAGUUCCCUGGGAAAGGCCAUACAACUGAAAGCCAGAACACGAACUGAAUUACUGUGCCAGUGCCAAAAAGUGAACUAAAAUAUAUCUGAUAAAUUAAGAGAAAAUACAAACUCACGCCAUGGAUACUCUGUCACCCAACAAUGGCUCCAAGUCGAGCUCCAGCGGCAGCUCGGCGGCCAGUUCCUCCAUGGAUCUCGGCAAGCAGCAGCAGAAGGAGAAGCUGCAUCGUCACCCAAGGAAUGGGCCCAAGAAACUAUCCCGUUCCAGGAGUUUGCUGCAGUUGCUCAGCCGGCACCUGGGCAGGCACUUUCACCACCAGAACCAGCAGAACGAGACGGUCUACAGCAGCCAGGACGAUAUCAGGAGCAGCUCCACGGAUUCCUUCAGCUUGAGCUACGAGCGUGGCAGCCACGAGUGUCCUAUCAAUGGUUCCUCCCUGGAUCUGGAACACACAUCCCGGACUUCGAGCGGAUCGGCCUGCUCCCGAUACUCGCCUGGCCUGGAUUACUACGAUCAGCAGGGACACAUCUAUGUGGAGGCUGUCUACAGACCCGGUAGUGCCAUGGAGCAACUGCAUCCGCAGCUCCACUUCGAGGAGGACACCAGCGAGGAGGGCAGCAGCAACGAGGCGGAGGAUGAGGUGGAGCUGCGCCACGACGAGAACGAGAACAGCAAGCCCCGAUCCGCAUCCGCCGCGUCCGCCAAGUCACCGGGACUGCACCUCAGCCGGAUUUCCAUCUCGUCCUCGGUGAGCCGCAUACUGCAUCACUUCUCCAGUCCAACGGGAAAUGCAUCGAUGCGCUCGUUGUCCUGCAGCAGCACUCCACUGCGUCAGCCCAAGAAAUCGCUGUCGCCGAACAACUCAAACAACAGCAGCAGCAGCAGCUCCAGCUCCAAAUCCUCCCGUGCUCCUGCCUCUAAGAAGGAGGACAAGAAGCAGCAGAGCAUCCUGCGGCCGCCAGUCCAGUACGUCUACAUGAAGGGCAUGUCGGGACUGUAUUCCCGAGUGCCCAGCUAUGCGGUCUGCUAUCCGUACACCCUGCAGCACAUGUACUAAAACACCUGGGACAGCAAAAAAUGGAUGGAAAGCUGCAAGCUGGUUGGGGGUCUUGAACAAUAUACUUAGGAAUUUUCUAGUGAUGUACGAGUAGUGCCUGAAAUCCAGAGAUUUGAGUAGGGGGAGAGUAGAGGGAAGAUAGGGGCUCACGACAACAAGCAGCAUAUUUUAUAAAUGUGUCCAAGCUGAGUUCGCAAACCCAAUAAGUGUACCUAAAACCAAGCCCAG